AUGCCCAACAGUAUCUUUGGUGCCUGGCAGAUGAAGCUCAAGAAAAAGAUCCGACCUCAACCUCGGCCUCAGCCUCAGCCUCCAAUUCCGCUUCCGUCCACUGAGCUUGCCAAGCCUCACAUCAAGCGAGGAUACGUCAACGCGGCGCAGAAGUCAAAGAUCAAAUUCUCAGAAUUCGUCGUAUUCUCAUCUUGCGCGUUGGCUGAAACCGAAACGACGGAAGACUGCUUCCUCUUCGACAAACUUCGAGAGAUUUUCACGGAAGAUCUCAGCAGCGCAUUUCAAUACUCCAGAGAGAGAUGGGCUCGCGAUGGGAGUUCCUCGAGUAACCAUACACUAUUUCCAAUCAGGUCGCGCGUCGAUAUCGCUGAACUAUCCAAGCCGUUCCAGCAGGACUCUGAAUUUGCGCCCCCUUCAGCAGCCAUCGACAAAAGCCCACCUCAGCUAGAUCCGCUUCCUGACAUGUCUAGCUGUAGCCUGGAAAGAUCAUCUACUUUACGAGCUUGCAUAGAAGCGGCACCGGAGGAUAAGAGUUUGGAAGACAAGUCGCUGCGCUCCACUACUAAGUGUGAACGCAUCACAACUCAUCCCAAGGCCUCGGCAGCACUUACACUACAACCUGUAGGGCGUAAGACACUAUCCAUCACAAGGCCCUUGCCCUCUUGCGAUUUAGUUGCUCCUGCGACACUCGUCGGCUCCCUUGGCGGGUUUAACAAAUCUGGAGGCCAUAGCCACUGGCAAAGAGGUCAGAUUUCGUCAAACUGGACUCAGGGUAAUUCGGACAAACCACCAUCGAUGCAAGAUCAUCUCAUGCAAGACCCUAGUCAGUGCUCGCCAUCGCGGUGCACCUCGGCCACCACGUUUCAACCGCCCACAAAUAUACUUGAGAGUUCUUACUUAACUAUCGAAGAAGGCGAUCAACCAUGA
Messenger RNA from Fusarium tjaetaba, 927 nucleotides. RefSeq lists its product as uncharacterized. The record is from RefSeq and is a predicted model, not a curated record. Lineage: Eukaryota; Fungi; Ascomycota; Sordariomycetes; Hypocreales; Nectriaceae. Bases 1 to 927 code for a protein of 308 amino acids. The transcript is spliced from 3 exons.